AUGUCUAUGGUUGCUCCUACUGAUAGCGCCUCUCGACUAUUAUUUGUCGUAGAGAGUUUUGGGUUACGCGUUAUAAUGACGAUGUUUCUUAAGACCGAGACUGUCCUGCGUGACUGGUGCGGCUCAAUGUCUGUCUCAAACGGCGACUUAGAGUCUCGCUGGAAGUGCGGUGACUUCAACAUGGCUGACUAUGACCAAGACGAAGUUGUGAACGGUGUGACUGUCCGCGACGUAAAGCCCGCUGACUUCAUUAAGGCUUAUGCUGAGCAUUUGAAGCGUUCAGGCAAAAUUGAGCUACCUGCAUGGUGGGAUGUUGUAAAAACCGCUUCGUUUAAGGAAUACUCCCCAGCGGACCAGGACUGGUAUUACAUUCGUGCCGCUUCUAUCGCCCGCAAGGUAUAUCUGCGUCAGUACACUGGUGUUGGCUCCCUGAAAAAGGUAUACGGUGGUGCCGCACGCAAAGGUGUACACCGUCAGCACUUCCAAAAGGCAUCAGGAGGUCUAAUUCGCCACAUCCUGCAACAACUAGAAGAGAUGAAAGUUGUGGAGAAAUGUCCCGAAGGUGUGAACAAGGGUGGUCGCAAGAUCACCAGCCACGGACAGCAAGAUUUGGAUCGCAUUGCCGGCCAAGUUGUCCGAGCUUAA
This is a messenger RNA of Plasmopara halstedii, 645 nucleotides long. Its product is annotated as 40s ribosomal protein s19. The transcript has 2 exons. Gene Ontology annotation, biological process: translation; ribosomal small subunit assembly. Lineage: Eukaryota; Oomycota; Peronosporomycetes; Peronosporales; Peronosporaceae. Gene Ontology annotation, molecular function: RNA binding; structural constituent of ribosome. Gene Ontology annotation, cellular component: ribosome; cytosolic small ribosomal subunit. The coding region runs from base 1 to 645 and encodes 214 amino acids. The record is from RefSeq and is a predicted model, not a curated record.